UAUCAUCAGUACGCAAUCGUUGUUCUAAUUUCCCGCGCUGAUUCGAUGACGAAGAUUUUCAGAAGCAGCUUCUACCGGUCCAAACAACCCGAGCCGCCGCCAGAGGAGGAAUCGGCGGCGGGGGAGUACGUGGAUCUCGAGGAUGGCCAAGGCAAGCAUGUCAAGACGCCUGGAUGCGGCGGUGGCGGCUCUAGUGCCUCGUUCGCCCUCGGUCGGGGCAUCUGCUACAUACUGCUGGGCUGCGCCUUGCUGGGCUGCUCCUACCUUUUGCCCAAACCGGCGCAGGACAGCCACUUCGUAGCCAUGAUCGGCGCCUUGUACCUCGCCAUUGGGGCUGCCGCUCUGGCACUCUACGCUUGCACCUCGAGGUGGCGGUUGUUAGAAAUAAACCGUGACGGGUAUGCACCCAGAGUACGUGUGUGCGUGUGUGUCACGAUGGUGUGCGUGCGUGCGCGUGCACUCGUGGCCACGGCGAGUUGGUUAGUUGGUUAGCUAGCUUCAUGGCAUGAUAGGAUAGUCAUGCAUGUAGUUAGUUAGCUAGAUAAGUUGUUAGCUGGCCGGAUAGACUCCAUAGUUUGUUAACAUGCAUCAGAAUAGGGGAGGUGGCGUGUGUGCCAGCCUAUAAAUAAAGGCCGAUCUGAGUUGGUUGGAUGUACGUGGUAUGUGCCACAGUUUGAGCUGAGUAAAAGAAAGAAUAGGUCGUGCGUGCGGUCAAGGCGCCGUUCGCCGGUGUGGUGCCGUUUGUGCGGCAUGGCGUUCGUCGCCUGAAAAAUCCAGUGUGCUUUGCUCCUUCUUCUACCUCUGUUCGAGCUGGUGAAAGAGAGAGAGGGGUUCGUCCCAACAGCGGUCGUCGGAUUCUGAUUGAGUUUGUUCCUUCUUUACUUGCUACAUGGAAUCAUGGUCUCCAUUGGAUCGAUUAUAUUUGUCAUCUUUAUUAUAGAUGUAGUGGUGUUAGCUAGCUCUAGGGAGUUUUACGAGCGCACCGGCACCGCUCGGUUCCACGUAUAUAAAUUGAUUAAUUAGUACCACACCGCUCGCUUCCAAAGGGAUCUAGGCGGCUUAAUAAUCCAGGUAAUGACCUCGUCAUCGCCGAGGACAACAUUGACUGGACCAGCUAAGCUAGCUAGCUGAGCUAUAGCUCUGUCGAGGCAUUACCAGACGAAGCAUUGACUGGACCAGCUAGGCUAGCUAGCUGAGCUAUAGCUCUGCUGAGGUAAAAGCAUUCACUGGACUGGCCACCCAGUUGAAGUAAGUCUUUUUGUCUCCCUUCCUUCAUUUUUACUCCAUCGUACAACAGAUUAUGUUCAAUUUCUUUUUAAAUAUUUUUCCUCCCAUGGACUAUCAACACUAGUGGACAUAUCCUAUAAGAAAUUGCGUCAAAAAUGUGCUUCUGCUCGUUUCUAUCCACUCUCUUUUCAAUGAAAUAUAAAAGCAUUUAGAUCAGUAAAAUAGUGAUCUAAAUGCUUUUACAUUAGUUUACGG
Molecule: messenger RNA, 1482 nt
Organism: Triticum aestivum (bread wheat)
Lineage: Eukaryota; Viridiplantae; Streptophyta; Magnoliopsida; Poales; Poaceae
Exons: 2
Coding region: 46-492 (148 amino acids)
Source: RefSeq, a predicted model, not a curated record